UAGAGAAGGGACGGAGAAAACAGCAAACGAACCGAGCAGCGGAAGAAUCCAAAAUCAAGUAAAACAACUAGAACUAUUGCGUYAUGAACGCCUSCAGAGCGAUUCGCACGGCAAGGAACGUGGUGGUCCGAKCCACACGGAGCGAUGCGACGAGGAGCCUGGGMUCCCUUMCCAACRGAUCAAACAGUGCCCAUCGCGGAAUCGCCCCGCAGCCAAGCCCGAACCGGGACUGGAGCCCCCCGGCCGGAGCCCAAUCCGCAGCAAGCGGGGUUUGUGUUUCUGUUUCGGUUUCCGCUCCCCGCCGCUCCAUGGUCACGGUCACGCAGACAAAGACCUCCGAGGCGCCCCUGUACUCCGCUCCCCGAACCGGAGACGACGGUGCGUCCUCCUCCGAGGCACCGACCUACGUACGGAACGAGGACACCACCCUGAACGUCACGCAGGGCUGCCUGGACCAGGUCGAGCGCCUCCUGCGGCAGCGCCGGGAAAGCGAGGGCGACAACAGCAGCGACGGCAACGACGGCUACUUUCUGAGGACGUACGUCGAUGCCGGCGGCUGCUCCGGGUUUCAGUACCAGUUCGAGGUCGACAACGACCUGGACGAGGACGAGGACGUCGUGGUGGUCUUUGCGCUGGACGGUGGCGUCCCGAGGCCCCGGGUCGUCGUGGACGAGACCUCCAUGGGCUUUCUGGAGGGCUCCACCAUCGACUACGUCGUGGAAAUGAUCAAGUCCGCCUUUGUGGUGACGGACAACCCACAGUCCGAGUCGGCCUGUGGCUGCGGGAGCUCGUUCGCGAUGAAGAACUUUGAGAAAUUCGGAACGGGGGACUGAGGAAACGCCGGAACAAAAAAAUGAAACAAAACCGAAUCGAAUCAAAUCGAAUGUCAUGUAAUAAUUUGAAGUUCUAGCA
This is a messenger RNA of Pseudo-nitzschia multistriata, 912 nucleotides long. Lineage: Eukaryota; Bacillariophyta; Bacillariophyceae; Bacillariales; Bacillariaceae. The record is from the annotation of a GenBank genome assembly.